Messenger RNA from Brugia pahangi, 639 nucleotides. The record is from the annotation of a GenBank genome assembly. NCBI's taxonomy places the organism in Eukaryota, Metazoa, Nematoda, Chromadorea, Rhabditida, Onchocercidae.
AUGUUCUUCACUGUAUCUAUAACACCAAUCAUCUGGUUCAACCUUCUGCUUUGCAUCGCUUCUAAUAAAAAUGAAACUUUCCAUCUACCUAAUUUCGGUGCUGCUGAUAAAAUUGUUACAAAUAAUACUUAUUCUGGUAUCUCAGACAGCUUUGAUUACAACAAUUUUGAGCCAUUGUUUGGCUCAGAAUUUCCAUCCGAUCCUUCGCAGUUGAUUGAUUUCGAUCAGUUGAGUGAAAUUGAAGAUAUAAGCAGCAAAGAAUCGAUACCCGAGAUCACAAAUGCUCCUCAUCCUGGCUUUUCAAACAGCCAUGGUUUGUUGGGCCACACUAAUUUGGACUCAUUACUUGGCUCAUAUACAGAUUCAAAUAGGAAUGUGUGGAGAGAUGCUAAUGGAGAAUUAAAAACAAAUGAUGAUGAAGCACGAUAUCCUAUCAUUAGAGAUAUUCAAAGUGGAACUUCUUCGCCACUUAAUGUCGACACCGAUGACAUUAUUACAUAUAUGCACUUACCUGGUUCACAACAAAAUGCGGUUCCGAUCUAUUUUCACCAACUUACUCUUCCCCAGAUGACACAUCCGAUCAACACGGAAAUGCUGAGCAGAACAACAUGGGCAAUAAGCACUUCUCGGAUAAGUUGA